Molecule: messenger RNA, 2710 nt
Organism: Gasterosteus aculeatus aculeatus (three-spined stickleback)
Lineage: Eukaryota; Metazoa; Chordata; Actinopteri; Perciformes; Gasterosteidae
Gene: dynll2a
Product: dynein, light chain, LC8-type 2a
Biological process (GO): microtubule-based process
Cellular component (GO): cytoplasmic dynein complex
Molecular function (GO): dynein intermediate chain binding
Source: RefSeq, a predicted model, not a curated record
GGCGCCGCCGGAGCGCAGCAGAAAAGAGACACAACCUACUCACAUGCUUAUUGUGGUAAAUCUUUAAAAAGCAAUUAGCCGCAGCAUCGUCCAAGCCUCCUCUAGCUGCUUGACAUACAUCGGAUUUAUUGGAGAUAAACUGGUUUCAUUCAGCUCAAAAUAAGUGCAGUGAACGGGCUCCCCCCUCUUUCCCCUCCCCGGGCAGGCAUCCUCCUCCUCCACCUCCUCCUCCGCCUCCCACCAUGACUGACAGGAAAGCUGUGAUCAAGAACGCCGACAUGUCGGAAGACAUGCAGCAGGACGCGGUGGACUGUGCCACGCAGGCCAUGGAGAAGUACAACAUCGAGAAGGACAUCGCUGCCUACAUCAAGAAGGAGUUUGACAAGAAGUAUAACCCCACCUGGCACUGCAUCGUCGGGAGGAACUUCGGCAGCUACGUCACACACGAGACCAAGCAUUUCAUUUACUUCUACUUGGGCCAAGUGGCCAUCUUGCUCUUCAAGUCCGGCUGAGGAGUCUCUCCGACGGGUGUUGAGGAGUUUCGUCUCCCUGAACCGAAAUGCGAAAAUGCACUGGUGGCUUAUGUCUCCCAUACACUAAUAACGACAUACCAUAAUGAUGCAAACCCGGCCGUGCGCAAUUGCAUGGACUAUACACUAUUUAAUAUGUAUGUUACAGUAAGUUUACUUUUCAAUAGUUGCCAUUGGAAUGCAACUGGAGUAGUUUUUGUUAAUGCUGUUGAAUUCUAGUUUGUAAAAGAUUUCAUCGUGGCCCUUGAUUGUAUGAUAAAGGAAAGCUGUAGAAUGUAGGGGUGCAUCUGCUUUCCUUCACACGUGGCAUCGCCAGACCCUCUAAUGAGACUCCAUCUGUCGGUUUAGAACCUCAAAUCGUACCGCGUGCACCAGUUCAACAAUCCAUUGUCAUGGUUGUAACGUGUGAUGGGGAAAAAGAAGUUGAACAGUGGGGCGAAAUAGUCUCCACGUGAUGAGUUAUUUCACGGCCUUCCUUUGUUUUCCACAUAUACAAACAGCAUGGGUUCAGUUUAUUGAAGCUGUUUUUGGUUUAUUUAAAGGAAUUUAGUUGUCUGUACAUGCAAAUGCAAAAACACUUUUUUGUUUUCAAUUUGGAUUUAAAAUAAUCUCCCAACAGGAAAUAAUUUCUGUGGAUGUUAAGAUUUCACUGUGAGGGACAACCGAGCGAACGCAGCUCUCACAUAAACACACACACACACACACAGAGCAUGAGCCGGAAAAGUCCAAGUAACAACACCGCAGACCGGUCAGCAGACUCUUCCAACUCGCCUACCUAUAUUUCACUCUUGUUAUCCUGUGUUUCUGCAUGUUUGGAGGAUAAAAAAAAGCCCACACAAUUUAUUUAACUGUCAUCAAACCCGAACCUAAGCUCACCUCGCAGUUAAUUCCUUUAUUUGACUUUUGAGUAUGUAGACUUUGGCCUGAGUGUCAGGAAGGCGAUUUAGAGACGUGCGCAGUCGGCUCCUCCGAUGCUACAAGCCCCCGCGUGUUUCAGAUGCUCGUGUCGUCGUGUGUGCCUCGUAAUACUUUUAGUCAUUGUUUUGUCUUUUUAAAACAUUUUUUUACACGCGUUAACCUGCAAGAAAUGCAACACAUUUAAGAGUACUUUCAACCCGCAGGAGACGUAUCUCUGACACACUGAUUAGUUGAGUGUUGGCAUUCUUUAAGAGGGCAGGUUGGAGAGAUAAUAAAGGAGUGUUUGGGGUCAAGUUGGUUGACAUCACAUGUUUUCUCUGCGUGUAAAGACAAUGUUUUCAGUUGCUAACUCCCAUAAUCCAACAAUGGGUAAUAUGUGUAUCUCAAGUGUUAGCUCGGAUUGACAUCAGUCAAUGUAAACCGAUUUAGUAUUGUUUUCCUCUGGCAUGUAUUUUUGCUGUGUAUAUGUAGGAGCCGUUCCAAUGCUGUUCAAUUUGCACAAAACGUGUGCCUGUCGUUGCUCUCAACUGUAACUGGCUUGAGUACAAUUGCACUUCAUUAGAGUUAAUCAGUGGGUCGCUACAGAACCAAAAUCGUAUAAACUCGAUAAAAUAAAAAAAGAUAAUUGUUGACUUAUUAAAGGGUGGCCUUUUUUUCCUCGUUAUUCCGCAAUUGAUGUCACUUGGAUGUCUCCUCAGUAAAUAUGAAGCCGGCAUCUGCAGCUUGUUAGCUUAGCAUAAAAAUGGUCAAACCACUAGAGAUAUAAAACAAAUGUAACUAAUUAACUUAUGGGGUGCUAGAAGGUACAUUUUUUUAAUGUUUGGGCAGACCAAGGCUAUCGAAACUAACUUAUAUUUACUGUAAAGAUAUGUGUGGUAUCAACAUUUUUGUUUUAGUCAGCAAGAAAGGGAUUUAAUGUCACUCUUGGAUCCAAAAUGUGAAAUCCGUCCUUCAAAGUGAGUCUACGUAACUUUUGCUAAACAGACGCUACUUUCUACAAUCAUACAGAGCAGCAACACACCACGUUAAGUUAGUUUAUUGAUAGUAGACUUGUUAAAAAAGAUUUUCCUAACUUCUCACGAACUCAACUCUUUGUGUUUUCAAUUCAGUUCUUGUAUCAUGUUGAGACAUUUUAAUACAUCAACAUGUUAUUGAAGCCACUACCGCUUGUAGUUCCUCAAAUCUACUAUUCUGUGCUUUUGCUAUCUUCUAAACAGACCUUGAGACACAUCCUUCCAAUAAAAAAAAUACUCCCUCAAUGA